Molecule: messenger RNA, 1512 nt
Organism: Penicillium bovifimosum
Lineage: Eukaryota; Fungi; Ascomycota; Eurotiomycetes; Eurotiales; Aspergillaceae
Exons: 1
Coding region: 1-1512 (503 amino acids)
Source: RefSeq, a predicted model, not a curated record
AUGCCGUACAACACCCGUCGCAAGUCACUAUCUCUUCCAUCCUUGGGCAUUCAACUCCCCAAUUCCUCCCGUCGCUCGCCUUCCAUCUCAAAAACACACAACGAUGAGCUACACCCUUUAAAAAAGGUCAAAAGAUCGCAUGGUUCGACUUCGUUAUCACCCGAGCCAUCCGAUCCCAAGAUUAUCGCGCGCGCGGGUCGACGUGGACUUUAUGAGAUUACACCACCACCAUCACCUAUGGACGGUGUAACUGCUCCUAAAAUCGAUACAGAAGGGAUUAACGACGAUAUUGUGGUCGCUGUGAUCAAUCAACUGGAAAAGACGGGCAAUCGCCCUCAUCUCGUUAAAGAACUCGCCGCGGUUCUGGUCGCAUUGAAUGCGAACGUUGCCAAGUAUGUUAUCACCGCAGGUCUGCUUUUAGGUCCAAUCACUAACCACAAUUACUUUAGUUCCGCCAAUCCUGCCGCGCUCCUCUCUUCGCGGUUGGCCGCCUAUAUGAAGCGUUCUUGGACGGCCCUCGCGCCGUGCCCUAUCGCCAAGGAGCUUAUCUUAAUUCACCCCCGCAAAGUGUACUACUAUCUUACUACGUUCCCUCACCAACCUAUCCCUGAGAAUGAUGAUACAGCCUCGGCCGUGAAUAACAAGCGUAUCACGCCUAGUGUAUCAAGCCUUGAGGAUGAGGAAGACGCCAUCGUGCGGGAACGUAGCCCCAGUCCUGAAGUGGACUUGUCUUCUCCUGACUUCGAGGAGCAGGGGAAUAUGAACAGCACUGCCAACCACCGUGGUACUUCCGACCACUUCCCCGAUGCUAGUAAUCUGUCGCGUCUCAUGCACUCGAACCGUGCGGCUUCUCCGCCCCUGGAGGGUGAUGAGAAGGAAUUCACACAAACCGCCAGUGCCGUGCGUGAGCGUGCAUCAGAGGAAAAAGCCAGCGAGUCAAGUCGUAGCCAGUCCAUCCUUUCCGAGAGCCUGAGUGCCUUGGGAGACCGCGACAUGCGCAUGUCUGAAUCACCUGUGGAUGGCGAUUCCAUGUCUCCGUCUAUGCAGGGUGAUGGUAUGUCCGAGGAAGAGUAUAGUGACUACUUCUCUCACAUGCCUGCCGACCAAAUGGCUCAAGAUCUCGACGAGGCCGCCGCGAGCGCGCUUUUUGGUACCUCGCCCUCGCCCUCUCUUAGCUCCAUCGCAUCGUCUGUCUCGUCUGGCACGAGUGCUAUGAUCGAUGCCGGUGUUGAUGACGAGCAUGCUGGCACUCUCGCCCCGCAGAUCAGUCUUCCCGAGGAUCCGGAUGCCGCCCCCGUUUCAACUCUCAAGCGCUCGCUCGACAUGUUGAACAGCGGUCUCCCCAAUGUCGAUUUGAAGAUGUCUGACUUGACUGAGUCACAUGAGAGGCUCACUCUGACCCCUCGGCCCGUCUCCGCGAAAUCGGAGCCCUUCUUCGACUCCUGGAAAGAGCUGCAAAACCCUGAGAUGGUCGAAGUCGAUGAACUUGACGAGAUGUUUGGCGAAUUCUAA